Molecule: messenger RNA, 1602 nt
Organism: Pseudo-nitzschia multistriata
Lineage: Eukaryota; Bacillariophyta; Bacillariophyceae; Bacillariales; Bacillariaceae
Source: the annotation of a GenBank genome assembly
CAUUCUCGACGCCCAUCGAAACGAAGGGGGUGAAACAAAUAAACAAAACGGACCGACAGAAAUGGCGGGCAAGAACGAAUCCCAUCGAGGGCGGAGUUCCAAGAGCGAUUUUGACAUGACAGCUAGAGCAACACCACCACCACCAACACCAACAACCAAACGAAAAUCGACGGAAGCGUCUCCAAUGGUAGCUGCUUCCCAAAAUGACGACGUGACUUCCACAACUAUCGAUGACGACGGAAGCAAUACCGGUGCCACCGCAGCCGCAGCUACGUGCCCAACGACAGCGCCGGUGGCAAUGCCGAUGCCAAUACCAAUACCAACUGCGACCAAACCAAAGGCCGCAGUUUACAAUCCCAAGAAACCAAAAUGGUGGAAUCGACUGGGAAACAACGGUCGGGAUGCCACCAAAUCUCAGAAAAAAGCCAUGCGCCGGGUCCUGGACGGGCACGACGGGAACGGCAGCAGCAGCAGCAGCAACAACAACAAGGAUACGGAAGGGCAGCAUCAGCAAGAAGUACCACGGCCACAACUAAAAGAAGGGGGGAUGCGUCUGCCGGCAGUGCCCUACGGGUCCACACUAGACUGGGACAGCGUAUUUCCGGCUCAGCCGGAAUCCGCGAGCGGGACGAGGGAGAUUUGGCUCGAGCUGGGCUUUGGCCGUGGGGAAAACCUCCAGGCCCUGCUGGAAUCCAGGUUCCGUAGGGAAGCAGCAGCKKCUGCCGCCAAAGAAGAUGCACGCCCGCAAACACCCACCCGCUUUUGCCUCGUCGGGGCGGAGGUCAGCGGUGUCGGAAUCGGGUGCCUGUGCAAGCGCAUCGAUCGGCUGCGACAACAGCAACAGCAACAGCAAUCUCCACCGGAACCAAACCGAUCCGGGAACGCCGGGGAGAGCGACGACUACGUCCUUUAUCGUCCGGAACUGGAUCCAUAUUCGGAACCGAGCCAGAAUGAAACGGGUACCAACCACCACGCUACCAGAGAAAACGACAACCCACCAACCGAGGAGGAACCGAUCACAACCGAAUGCCGCGGUGGUUCCUCCCCGACCGAACGCCUUGGUCGCUACUACGGGGAUCGACUGCGGAUCCACRCCGGGGACGGCUACAAGCUGCUUCCGAAGAUCCCCGACGGGAGUCUGUCGGCAAUUCUGAUUACCUUUCCGGAUCCCUUCCCGAAGGAAUCCGACGUUGACUACCGCCUGGUCCAGCAGCAGACUUUGGUCGAGUGCCACCGGCUGCUGCGAAACCGCGACAGCGGUGGCAGCAGCCACGGCAGGUUGUUCCUGGCCACCGAUCACGACGGAUACCACGAAUGGUGCCACAAGACGAUGGCCGAGGCAAACAACAACAACAACAACAACAACGGUGACGGCGGCGCCGACGAUCCCCAGCGGCAGCGCGGACCCCUCUUUCGGCCGGUCGAACCCUGCCCCGAUCGAAUGGGGUGGUUGCCAGCGAUCUCGAGGUACGAGCAAAAGGGCUGGGACGAAGGCCGAUCCACCAAACUCUCGUGCUGGGAGGCGGUGGCACCAAGCCAGGCAUGAACAACGGAAGACAACGGCGCGAGCCAAUUCCAACCGAAUGAAUUUUUUUUCCAAAA